GUCAUGUGGCGUUCACAGUCUGCUGGAAUCCCACGGAGAGUGGAGAUUUGAAAGUGGUCUCUCGUGCGGGUUUUGUUUGUCCCGUUCAGAUUUCCAGCAUGGCGUGGACCAAAUACCAGCUAUUCCUGGCGGGACUUAUGCUGACAACUGGCUCCAUCAACACGUUGUCGGCGAAAUGGGCAGACACAUUCAGAGCACCGGGCUGCAAUAGUGACCCUGAUCAUGCAUUCUCUCACCCGUUUGUCCAGGCAGUGGGGAUGUUUCUGGGCGAGUUCAGCUGUCUGGCAGUCUUCUACAUCCUACUGUGCCACGACCGCCGCAGUCCCGAACCCCAGAUGAACCCAGGCCAGAACUUCAACCCUUUCCUCUUCUUUCCCCCGGCCAUGUGUGACAUGUUGGCCACCUCAACCAUGUAUGUUGCUCUCAGCAUGACCAGCGCCUCCAGCUUCCAGAUGCUUCGUGGCGCUGUCAUCAUCUUCACAGGUCUACUUUCUGUGGCAUUUCUGGGGCGACGGCUGCUAGCCAGUCAGUGGCUGGGGAUCCUCACAACCAUCCUGGGUCUGGUAAUAGUGGGCCUGGCCGACUUCCUCAGUGGACACCAAGACGGCAGUCACAAACUCAGUGACGUCAUCACAGGAGACCUUCUGAUCAUCCUGGCUCAGGUCAUUGUGUCUGUGCAGAUGGUGCUGGAGGAAAAGUUUGUGUACAAACAUGAUGUCCAUCCUCUGCGGGCUGUUGGAAUUGAGGGUUUCUUCGGUUUCUUUGUCCUGUCGCUGCUGCUCAUCCCCAUGUAUUUCAUCUACGUGGGCGAAUUCAGCGACACCCCUCGACAGGUUUUGGAGGACGCGCUGGACGCCUUCUGUCAAAUCGGUCACCGGCCACUCAUCUUGUUGGCCUUGCUGGGAAACACCGUCAGCAUCGCCUUCUUCAACUUCGCCGGCAUCAGUGUCACCAAGGAGAUCAGCGCAACCACACGCAUGGUGCUGGACAGCCUGCGUACGCUGGUCAUCUGGGUGGUGAGCCUGGCACUGGGUUGGGAGCAGUUCCACGGCCUCCAGGUGCUGGGUUUCUUGGUUCUGCUGGUGGGGACAGCCCUCUACAAUGGACUGCAUCGCCCUCUACUGGCCAGAAUACCUUGCUGCGCUGGGCUGGCCGGCGUAGAGGAGGAGAGCAGUGCAGGAGAAAGGGAGAGACUGCUUGGAGACGGCUCGGUGCAGGCACCUGACGAGAGCUAAAGUAGCAGCUGGUACACUUUGCACACACACACACAACAUCCUUAAGUCAAAAACACUGUACCUUUUUACUAAACACAGAUUUUAACAUCCCAUUGCAUUUUAGAAACAGGUCUUCUUAGACUAUGCUUUUUUUGGACUCCUAAAAUGUUGUUUUUAGCCAAGUAUCCUUAUUUUAAUGCAUGUUCUCACAAAGAACAUGAAACUUACUAGUCAGAAACCAUUUUAAAGCUCAGUGGGAUGUUUUAUGUGGAUUUUACUGGUAGGCUCACUGCCGUGCUGUUUUUGAAAAGAACUUUUAAUUUGUUGAAACGCAUUUUUUUAAUUGUAAUUAUUAUUGUUAGGAUUAUUUUUUUAAUGACGCUGACUGAGCAGCGAGAUCGUGCCAAAGAGUUCACAAAAUUCAAUUCCACUGCCGUGACUGGAAGGCACUAAAAUGAUUGUUUAUUUUAUGGGGGAAAUGAUUUCUGUUAUUGAAAGAGUCUGUCACUAAGAAUAAGGGAUUUGCACAAGUUGUAUUAACAGAGUGUCUACUUCAUUUCACAUUGCUGUAAAUGAAAAAAGGGAACUGUCAUUAAAUCCUAGUAUUUAAAUCA
Molecule: messenger RNA, 1828 nt
Organism: Dunckerocampus dactyliophorus (ringed pipefish)
Lineage: Eukaryota; Metazoa; Chordata; Actinopteri; Syngnathiformes; Syngnathidae
Gene: slc35f6
Product: solute carrier family 35 member F6
Exons: 6
Coding region: 99-1235 (378 amino acids)
Biological process (GO): transmembrane transport
Cellular component (GO): intracellular membrane-bounded organelle; membrane
Molecular function (GO): transmembrane transporter activity
Source: RefSeq, a predicted model, not a curated record